CUUCCCUGAAAAUAGAAAUUGGAAAUCCCAUGUUUGUUUCUAAGCCUUGGAGUAGGAACCACUCCUGUUUAAAACUUGCCUUGGUGAUGUUACAAAGCUAUCUAUAGAUUUAGCAUUUGCAUUAUUUAUGGAAGUCUUGGGCUCAGCUGUGGAUAAUUUUUUUUUCUGCACAAUAAUAUUAAGCGAGAGUGAGAAUAGUUUUUAUGUCAGGAAAUCUGGGGGGACUCUAGUCUGAGGAAAAUUAGUUAGCCUGAAGUUAAUCAAGUUCUCCAAUUUGUGGCUGUUAGAUUUAGAGAUGAAAGCUUGUAUGAAACUGAGCAACGACUUAAGAUCUGGUCUGAGAAUUAGACUUUUAAAUGGGGAUUUGUUACAGUUCUUGCUUAAAAAGAAAUAAUUAAAAAAAAAAACAAAAAAAGACAUUCUGCAAGAAAAUAAAUGUAGGAAAACUCCUGCACUUGUGUGACAGGUCAUACUCGCCCCACGUCGGUUUCUAGGGUUGAAGCCUCAAGCCCUGUCCUAAGAGAAAAUUAGGGUUUCUUUCCUAAAGAAAAAUUGCGUGUAAGGCUGCAGAUCUUUGUGUCACGUCUCGGGGUUUGGAGGCAACACAAAUUUCAGCUUGCUGUGUAGUGUACCAAUGGGCUCACUAUUUUUCUUUAUUACAUUAUUUUAUUAUUUGAGGAUGAAUCCAAUGCUUGGUUCUGUACACAGCAAUGAGUAAAAGAAAUGUGGUUCUUCCCGGAAAAGGCCAAAGUCCACACUUUCUGUAAGACCUGUAAUCCCUUGGCUUCGCUGGCGGAACGUAACUCAUGUCAAUUAACAAGGCAAGCGGUAUAGGAUUAAUUGUGACUUCCCCUGUCUCCCGGUGACAGUUUUGAGAGCAAAUGACUUAAAUGCGUCCCCCGGCAGGUCGGGGCGCUGGCGGAGGUGGCCCCGUUUCGCGGCACCAGGAAGUGAGGGAAGGUUUCUCCAGCCCAGAGCCAUGGCAGCCGACGAGAGGGACUACAACCUGACGGAGGAGCAGAAGGCCAUCAAAGCCAAAUAUCCACCCCUCACCAAGAAAUAUGAAUAUCUGGAUCACACAGCGGAUGUGCAGCUCCACGCCUGGGGAGACACCUUGGAGGAAGCGUUUGAGCAGUGCGUCAUGGCCAUGUUUGGGUACAUGACUGACACAGAGACGGUGGAACCUGUGGAUACUGUCGAGGUAGAGGCAGAAGGACAUGACAUGUUGUCUCUCCUCUUCCACUUCUUGGAUGAGUGGCUGUAUAAAUUCAGCGCUAAUGAGUUCUUUAUACCCAGGGAGGUGAAAGUGCUUUACAUCGACCGAAUGCAAUUCAAAAUAAGAUCAAUUGGGUGGGGAGAAGAGUUCUCUUUACCCAAACACCCUCAGGGUACAGAGGUCAAAGCCAUAACUUACUCAGCAAUGCAGAUCUGUGAAGACGAAAAGCCCGAAGUCUUCGUCAUCAUUGAUAUUUAAAGCCAGAAGAGUGUGGUCAAGGGGAUACUUGUCAUCAGCCGGCAAAAGUCCCUUGAAAACUGUAAACCCCUGUGGAAGUAACUAAGGAAUUGGCCGAUUCAAGUCAUAAAUUGGGAAGGGAGCAAUUGUGGGGAAUGUCAGCCUGUGUUUUGACUUGAGGGUGGUGAGACAGACACCUACAUGCCAGGAAAAAAGAUCUAGUUGGGUUUGGGAGGGCGUUGAGAAGAGGAGAGACAGAGUUGCAGGGAUUGAAAGUCUCUCAGGAAUGUUAGUAGCCAGUUUUUAAGGCUGAUAAAUUUCUUAGGUGCUAUCUGAACUAAUUAGAGAAACUAGUGGAGCUGCUGGCUAAAAUCUUUUUGCAGAGUGGCAGGAGAUAAUGUUCAUCUACUUGGUAUCAUGUGCAGAUUUAAGCAUUCUAAUUCUGAGGUGAUAUCCCUCCUCCAUGUCAUAUAAAAGGGCCAAAAUAUCUGCAGUGGACUGGAUUUAACAUAUAAAAAAUUCUGGCUGUUCAAAGGACACCUAAGAAAGUAUACCAAUGAAAAAAAAAAAACAAACCACCACACCUUCUAGGCUACUUUAAAAAAAAAAUAAAUCAUGCCAGCAGGUGGUGCUGAAUUGCUGUAAAUAGAUUUCCACGUGCAAUCUAAAGCAUGUGAUCAUGUACAGGGAAUCCUCAUAGCACCGGUUAUCACUAAAAAGCAGGUGGCUUUGUGAGGGAGAGGGGGAUUCACUGGAUUUUCUCCACCUAUGUCUUGCAAAAGCCGAUUCUCUUCUUUUAAACGAGGUGAUAUGAAUCGGCUUCCAUUUCUUCCUUUGGAAAGGACAAAUGCAGACAGUCCUUUAACAGCAAAGGGUUGUGGACUUCAGUUCACUAAAUCAAAAAAAAAAUCAAAAGUGUCUUUUGUUUUAAAUCUCAGGGCAGGAAAUGCUUGUUACCCGCUGUUGGUAUUUACCUGUGAGAGGGCAUGGCGUGAGGGACAGUGGGUGCUGGCCUGCCCUGCGAUUUUUUUUAAUGUAAAUCCUACAAGUGCCUCACCUCUGGAGGUGGCACCUCAUCUUUGCUUUGUUGUAAAGUCAUCUUAAAUAAAUCGGGGUUUUAUUUCCAUGGUGUGGGAUAAAAUCCCUUUUAUUUUUUGAGAAAGUGUCAACACCGAAAUAAAACUCAGACUGAAAGA
Calidris pugnax (ruff) is the source of this 2649-nucleotide messenger RNA. It is a transcript of the gene TSLIG1, whose product is annotated as zinc finger and BTB domain containing 8 opposite strand. Gene Ontology annotation, biological process: tRNA splicing, via endonucleolytic cleavage and ligation. The coding region runs from base 980 to 1474 and encodes 164 amino acids. The transcript is spliced from 8 exons. Lineage: Eukaryota; Metazoa; Chordata; Aves; Charadriiformes; Scolopacidae. The record is from RefSeq and is a predicted model, not a curated record. Gene Ontology annotation, cellular component: tRNA-splicing ligase complex.